UGAAUUACAAAUUGUUUACAAGAGCAACCAGACCAUUUCCAUAUUAUUAUGAAAUCACUCAUACGAAUUGCUCUACUAAACCUCAAUAAAAGUACAUCAGAGUGAUUUUCAAUUGCUAAAAAUAGUUUUUAAAAUGCCGCACGGAUUUACAGAUGAAUCAUUAGAACCAGUUGAAUUUAAAUCCACUUGGAAAAGAGAACUGUAAGUUAUGUCCAAGUCAGAUUGGAUUGACUCAAUCUCAAAAAAAGUACUCCGCCAAUGAAGUAGAACUAACUUACUGAGAGUAAGAGUACUAACUAAGAGUUAGACACUCUUCAACUUAAAUCAAUCACUGUCUGUCUUAAACGCGCUCUAAGAGAGCUCGGCAAGACCUACAAAUGAUGCCAUAACACAUAGACAUAGGCCAUAUUUUUAUUAUUUUUUAGGUGUCACAAAGACUUCAACAACAAAAAAUAACACAAAAUUUAAAAAGGUGUUGACAGUUGAUGUUGGAACAACCAACCAUUCAUUUUCUUAGGGCAGGGGUUGCCAUAUGAAACUCAAACAGUAACUAAAGAUUAAAGACUUAAAUAAACGUUUAAUUAAUAUCAUUUUCAUAGUAUAGGCACCUAAUUCGUCUAUUAUACCAUUAUUAUUAUGAUUUGCUAUUCCUUAUCUCUGUGAGAGUAGAUUUUCAUUGUUUUUUUUCAUUUGAAAUCCAAUACAAGAAACACAUAUUAAAUAUUGAUAACUUCAUGAGGCAGGCGUGAAAAAAAACUCAGUCAAUACUUUUGUCAAAAACAAAUUUUGUGGCCUGAAUAAAUAAGAUGUGAUUUUAAUUAUUGCAUUAUUUAUUAGGUAUAAACUUAUUUUGAAUUUUAUCUUACUGAAAAAUCUUUUUCCAAUGUAUUUUUAUUGACCCUAUUAGCAUAUUAAAAAUGUUUUUAAAUGUAACAGGAUCAUGGGUUACUUUGCUUUUAAAAUGGGGACGUAACUCAAAAUAGGCUGAGAACCUGUGUGCUAGAAAGUAAAGGUGUUACAUAACUUACUAUAAUUCUUACAAGACUAACUAUACUCUAAAUCUGAAAUAUUUAAACAAAGUUCCUCACCUGAACAAUGUGAUAACCCCCUCCACACUCUGGUGAUUGGUGUCAUCUGUUAAUUUUCUUUACAUGGCUUGAAUGCAGUCCCUCAUAUAAUAUCGUUUAUAUUAAAAUGGACUUAUCGUACUGCAUGGUCCCUCUUUACUCCAUGUCUCAUGUAAAUAUUGAAGAUAAUAGGCACUUUUUUAAAAUUUGUGGUUUCUAUCUUUGGCAUUUAAAAGAAUGGGACCAAAGCUAGACUAUAAAUAUAAAAUUUAUUGCUGUCAGUAAAUCACUGCCUACAAUCGGUACAAUGGCAACUCAUUUUUGUUUGUACAUUAGUUUUUCUUUAAGGUUGAAUUAUCUUACCUUUUCUGUUUCAGAUCAGUUACCUCAGCAGAAAGUCAAACUAGAGAAAUACGUACUGACAGUGUUGAUGUGCAAUCCUAUGAUACUUUAAAUCAAGCGGUAGAAAACACAAUGUUCACUUUUCUUAUCUUGUAGACACUAACAGUGAAUAUUUACAAAAUUUUGAUUACAUCAUAUUUUAACCAAGCGUGACAUCUUUACAAAGUUAUGACAUUAUUUAAGACUAAUUUGAUCUUCUUUAAUAAAUCUGAUCUGUUUAAAAAUAAAUAAGUAGAUAUUACCUUGUACUUGUAUGAAAAAAGAUAUGGUUGUCUACCUUACAUACAGCAAGUACUUGACAUGUUUAUUAAAAUAAUUAGGAUUUCUACCUUACAUACAGCAAGUACUUGACAUGUUUAUUAAAAUAAUUAGGAUUUAAGGUCUUUUUUGCAACCAUGGAAUAUUUUUGUUUAAUGCAGGUGCAAACUGAUCUCAAUGGGGACUUCAGCUCUAUGUUGCUUGUUAACACAAAUAACCAAAAUUUAGCUGUCUUUCUCCAUAAAGUUGAACCAGUGGUAACAAAGUGCCUUGAGAAAAAUUUAAAAAGCAGAGCAUUUGAUGGUAGUUUUUUACGGUUUAUUUUAAUGUUUAAAAAAAAAUUGUUUUAGUUAUAUUUUAUAGAUUAUGUAUUAAACUUAACAUUUUAUACUAUUUUGUUCUUUCCUUAACAACCUUUCAUAUAAACCAACUUCAUCAUGUAUAUAUAAUUUGCAACAACAACAAAAAUAGGGUUUAAAAACAUAGUUUAAUGAAUUUUUAGAUUUUUUAUCUGUUUAAAAAAAAAAAACAAUCUUAGCCUUACUGUGCAAUUUAACUCUUAUAAGCUUUUAUUCAUGUAAAAUUUUUCUUCUUAAAUUUUUUUGAAACUAAAUCCAAGGUAUUCGGGAUCCUAAUGAAAAACUGUCUGAAGCUGUCACAUGUGUCCACACCCUUUGCAAUGCUGAUCUAAAUGAACAGGUAAAUGUUUUUGGAAUCCAUUAAGCCAUCUCUAUAUCAAAUUCUGUAGAAUGGAUAUUAAUGUAUAAUUUAACAAAAGCCCAGCUCAUUCUGGUACCAUCUUAAUCUUAAUAAGGAGAAUAUCAUUUUCUAUGAAAAUUGUCUGUAUCAAAAAGUUAUUUAAAAUGGGAUAUUAAGUGUAAACAUGUGAAAUAAGGUAUGGGAAAAACUGAAAAAAAAGAUGCAACAAAACAAUGAACAAGUCAGCAAGAAGCCUUCUUUAGCGAACAAACAACAAGUAACAAUUAUAUACAAAUUAAAAAUAAACACUUAGCUGAAAUUAUGGAUCCUAGAGGCCAGUAGAGACAGACCAAAUUUCCGCUUUGGUUUGGGCACAGAAAGUUGCCAUUUGAUCACUUUUGGCAUAGUUUCGGUUUUGGUAAAAAAAGACAGUUUUUAGAGACCGGGUUAAAAAAUAUUUUUCCCCCACAAGGACGAGGUUGCUUGGUGAAUGAAAUAAUUACGUCACCUGCACGGGUUGUCCCUAGGCUAAAUACUCCUACAGCUAUAUCUAGCCAGCUUUUUUAUAAAAAAAAGCAUUAGUAGUAUGAUGAUAACGCAAAAAAUGGUGGUGAUAUUUUUAUAGCUGUAAGAAGGCCUAAUAAGAAAUCAUGGAUUUAACAGAUUUUUAGGUGACAGUUGGCUCGAUCAGAGACUGUCAGGGUUAUUUUAGUAGAAUUUAUGCAUAAAUGUAGGUACAUUCUGGUGACCCUGCCCCCCACACUGCCAUACACAUCCUCAUAUAAGAAAUAUAUUUUAUUAUGGAAGGGGGGUAUUAAAAUAUGUUGCUUUUUUGCGUAUGUUAUAUAUGGAUGUCACAUUGCAAAAUCAACUUUAGUAUUUAAAUUUGGCUACAUUUACGGACGUGCACAUUGCAUGGAUGAUUUUAAUCUUAUCAUCAGCAUUAAAUUAGCACUCCUUUUUCAAGACUACAUAAUUUUUUAAAAUGCAUUCUCAACUGCUUCACACAGCAAUGUUAGAUUUCUGACAUAUUCUCUAAGAUCUAAUAAGCAUCAUUUGAUAUCUAUUUCUAGAAGUCAUUAAGCAGCUGCACACUUUUAAUACCCCAGCCCUCAUCUUCUCCCAAUACAGCUUGCUGUAAUAUUUAAACUAAAAUACUAUAAUAGGAAAUAAAAUCAGGCUCUUAGGCUUAAGGCAAGGGUGGGCCAUUUGCAGCCUGUCACGUAAAAUAUUGUGGCUCGCUGGAUGUAUCACAAAUGAAUUUAUUCCUUCUUUCAAUCAGCAAUUAUUUUCAUUUUUGGCAUAAUGCAACAUUUGAAAUAUAUAGGCCAAUACAUCACUUUUGUGAUGGUAUGCGCCAUUUUGGUAUAUCCGCCCCUUUUUAGACUGAUUAAAAAACAGAUUGAAAUAAGUAAUACAUUAUUAAACAAUUUUACUAUUUAGUAACUACUAAAAUAAAAAAAGGAUUUAUAUAAACACAGCUCGGUGAGGGGUACCUCAUUUUUUUCACAACCAUACUAUUAAAUGUAGCAUAAUUCAAAAUUAUAUUCAUAUAUUCAGGCGUACGCAAAAGUGCACCCGUGGAUUUUGAAUUUCUAACUUAAUUUCUGGGAAGGGGCACGUCCUCUAAAACUCCACCCCCACUUUUCAUCUGAUGACUUCAGCCGGCGUCCGCAAUUUCCACUCCCCAACACAUCUUCAUAUAUUAUAGUGGCAAAUGAUGGGCACCUUUUGUAUGCACCAGUGCACUGUCCAUAAAUAUAUAUAUAUGUGUCAGAUUUCUACUUUGGGAAGUGACCUUAAUUUGACAUGUGAUGUGAAUAGUAAUUGUAUAAAUAAUAGUGUAUGGUUAUUUAUUUACUAUAACAAUUCGGUAUUGUACGAUUUUGAGAUUGUACAAGUCAAAGUAUUCAUUAGAUGUUAAUCUAUUAAAUUUCAUGAUAAACUUUUUUUAUUUUUGAUAAAAAGAAUGUAAAUAUUGAUACUUCCUCCAUCAUUUUUCAAUUUACACAGAAUGUAUGUAUGAAUGAGUUUCAAAAUAUUUAAUCUUCGGCUUAAGCGGAAAGUCGCAUAAGCUUUUAGUUUCGAUUUUGGCCGAAAGUUUUGUUAAGCUUUUGGUAGAAAGGAAUUUUUUUCUUUUGGUCUGGUUUCGGUUUUAGCUGAAAUCAGAAAAUCACUUUUGGUCGGUCUCUAGAGGACAACAAGAGGAAUGUAAUAGACCACAAGUAGGUAAGAGAGUUAAUAUAGGUAACAGGGGAAGAAAGAGAGGCAAAGUAAGCCCACUGGGAUUGGUUGUAAAAAGGAGGGGCUGGAGAAAAGAUUUAACAAGUGAAGGAGAACAUGACAUUCAUGCCAUGUGGUGUCAAGGUGCCAUCAGUGUUUACCAGUUUGUUCUCUAAGUUCACCCUAGAGGGCAGGUUGGUACAGGAAACAAUGGCAGUGAUGGCCAAGUCACUAGAGCCCUUGUGGUCACUUCUGUUGAAGUGUUUUGAGAAGGGACUAAAGUAUAAGUUUGAAAAGUUCAAUAAUCUGAAGAAACAAAGAAUCAAUUAUUACAUUUUUGGCUGUAAAUUAUUGAAGAAACUACAGAAAAAAAAACAAUGUCUUAACGCUAAAAUUUAAAUGAUCAGUAGUAUUUUAAAUGGGAUCUGCUACUUGUGGAUAUAAGCCACCUACUGACAAGUUACCAGUUAAUAAUUUACAAAGCAACCCUCCAUCAAAUAGAAUUGAAAGAACUAAUGAUAUUGUUAUGGCUCAUGAGAGGGCUUAAAAGCCUACAUUUUAAAUUAAAAUAAAUACCCAUACAACAAAAGAAAUAGUGAGCGUUUCCUUUUCUGUACAUUGAUCUACAUAACUUUUUUGAGAUCUUCGAAAACAUAAGUUUUAUUUUUUUAUUUAAAUUUAUCUGUUGUUUAUUAUAUUGUAAUGUAUGCUGACAGAGGCAUCUUGUUCUAGCCAAAACAUCUGCUCAAUUGUCUUGUCUUAUUUUCAAGUCUAAACAUAUCUUGUUCCACUAUUUAUUUACUUUACAUGGCUUGAAUGCAGUCACUCAUAUAUAAAUUAUACCACAAAAGCUCUUGCUAGUAAGAGAAAUGGUUUGAAAUAAUAACUUUGAAAGGUCAUCCAGCACAAUAUAGCUUUGCACUUAAAAAAAUACAGGAAAUAGAGUGUUUGAAUAAAAUAAUAACACAUUUUUAAAAAGUCAUUUAUAUUUAAAAUAAAAUAAAAAAAUGUUGAUAUUUUCUUGAGCAUGAUUUAGUAAAAUAUUGGUUUUCUGAGAUUUCUAAGGAUGCAUUUCUAGACUAGCAAGUCUAGUUUUUGUUUAAAUAUUGUGCAAAGUAUAAAACGAUUGCAGAUACAUUAAUAGAUGUUUUAGUUGUAAUAUUUUGCUUUACAGUAAAUUUUAAGUUGGAUUACUUUAUGUGUACUAAAACCAAUAAUGCUGUGAAAUGUCCUGACUGAAUGUCUGUAAAGCAUUAUUUACCGGUACUUAUUGCUUGGAGCACCCAGGAAUUUUAAUUUCAAUUAUCUGUAUGAAUAAUAAUAACAUUUUUAAACCUAUAAUAACAGCUAAUAAGUCUUGUUCAAGUCUUGAAUUAUUAAAAAUAUCAAUCUAUUUUUUUGUCUCUUCUUUUCAGCUUCAGGUAACAGGGCUGUCUUGGAAUGCCACUGGGUCAACACUGGCUGCUUCAUAUCCUUUUUAACUUGAUUAAUAAGUCAUUAAAUUAAAAUUCCAAAUUUUUAGAGGCUAUUUUAGUAUUAGCUUAGUUAAACUUGUAGUAAUGUAUAGUCUAAACUACUAAACUAACUGAUGCAUCCAUCUGUUUAAGUCACUAUAUCCUGUCAAACAUAAUAUCCUAUGUCUUACAGACACACUUAUGAUAUGAAUUGUUUACUACUAGAGAUGUGACUUUGAAUGAAAAUUGAACUCGUGGAAUACAAAAUUGUGCAUAUCAUGAAAGAUGUUGUGCAGUUCCACUUAUUAGUCAACCUCUUCAAGAACAAAUUAUCGCUGUGAAAUUUUUUGAUGUGUACUUUAUGAUGAAUGUUAUAUUAACAGUAAACUCAAAUGUAAACUUGUUUGGAAAUAGAAUUAAUUUUUAAAGACGUUUUCAAGCCAUUCAUCAAACAAAAAAUCAGAAUGUAACCUACAUUUAUCUUAACGUGCCUACAUUUGGAAGAUUUGACCAUGAGGACUGGUGCACACAUAGAGCAGCACUGUGCACCUGGAACCUUGAUAGACGUUCAAUCAAAGAGGACAAACCGGACACAGUGAUUGAUUCCCCUUGUUGUCUCAUGUGUUUGGACUUUCAUCCCAUCAACCCUGCUUGGUUAGCCGGGGGGAAUUUUAACGGUAAUUAUGAGUUAAAGCACGGGGUGGCCAACCCAGAAGGCUUGACGGGCAACUUUGAUAGAGAGUAAACCUUAUGCAGCCGCAUGUAAUUAAACCUAAUGUUAAAAUAUCAAAAUAAACACCCACCAAAUACUGUUUAGAGCUAUUUAUCCAUUUUUAAUGUACAUGAUGAAAUACAAAACAACAAAACUAAUUCAAAGUGAGUUAUAAAUUAUUGUAUAGAAACUGUAGUUUGCUAUUUUUUAACAUAUGUCUUUGGUGAUGUCUCUUAUUAAAAUGUUUUUCACAUUCGGCCAUUGUUGUGGAUGAAACUGUUCUAUAAUAUUUAAAUUUAUAUUCCAUUCAAAAUGAUUUUCUUUUAACUUAUUCAAUACCAGUAUCCAAAAUUUAUAAUUUAAAAAAAAAAAAAUUAUACCUUACAAGAAAUGUAGAAAUUUUAACAUAUUUCAAAUGUAGGUGAGGUUAUUUUAUGGGACUUAAGUCAGGAAGAUGACCUCAUUGUGGCAACUUCAGGGAUUGGUGAUGAUGCACAUAGGGAGCCUGUUUCUAAAGUUCAUUGGGUCAAGGGUCAGUCUUCAAAAAAGCAAGACUAUAAUGUAAGUUUAGUAUGAGCAUGACAUCUGGCCCAAUAGUUAAUCCCUGUUGCCAAUAAUUUCUCUUAAAAAUGAUUUAAGUAAAUUAAAUGUUAAGUACCAGUUUGCAGUUACCCUAAAUUAUUUCAACACCAGUAAGCCAAUACCGGUAUUAUUUUUUUCAUUUGUGUGGUUAAUUUAUUUUAAUGAAAUAAUGAUGUGUAUAAAAAUUGUAUUUAUAAAAUUAUACUACAGAGCUGCACAUGAUCACAAUUCUAAAUCCUCUGCAUCAUUUUUGUUGGGUCUUUUCUUUCCUCUUGUAUCUUAUCACAAACAACUUAUCUCCAUUGUUUUAAGUCAUUUAUAAAUUGUCUCACAGAUUGUUAGUGUGAGUGGUGAUGGAAAAGUUCUAAUCUGGAAAGUAGAUUUGAAAAAAGGAAAACUAAGGCUACAUAAGGGGUAACUUGUUUUUUUAAAAUUGUUGCAAGUUUUUAAAAACGAAACUUUGCUUCUGUCCUUUUAAUUAUUUAGUACCGGUAUCCAUUAACCUUCACUGCUAUAAAUUUGCAUUUCAAGCGCAAUUAAUUUUUUUUGCCUUGUUUGAAAUUGCAUUCAAUCUUAAGAUUUAAAAAAAAAAAAAUUAUUUUAAUGUGACAUUCCCCUGGUUCUUGAUUUGUUUCUGGUUCUUUUUUUUUUUUUUUUUUUUUUUUUUUUUUGAAUGAUCUCUAGUUUUGUUUUGAUGUCUCAAGAUUUACCGAGAAAUAUGAAGGUCAGAGGAGUCAGGGGAGAUAAAGAAGUUGGAGUGACAAGUAUCUCAUUCAGCCAUGAAGAUCCUGAUUUAUUUGUGUUAGGUUCAGAGAGCGGAUGCUUGUUCAAGUGUAACUUGCAUGCUAAAGGCAGACCUGCUGGAAGUGAGACAGACCAUCUAUAAAUAACAUAUAACUUCUUUUUUUAUAGUGUUUAUUGCCAUCAAAUACUCAUCACUUUUUGAGACAAUACUGAUUUUUUUAAAGUGUAAAAUGAUUUUAUCCAUUCUUUUAGUAAUGUUAGUCCUUCAAAUCAUUUAUUCUUCACUAUGUUUGCUGUAAAAAAAAAGAAUCUAUUUGAUAUUUAUUCAUUUUUUAAUGUAAAAUAAAUUGAAAUUAGUGCAGGGAAUGUAGAAAUAACUUUUUAUUAUCACUCCAGGUCACAUUAUAUCCUCUGUACCAUUAUGCUCACCUGUGACCUUCACCUUCAGUCCUCACCAUGGGCCAGUUCACUCAGUUGACUGUUCAAGAUUUCACAGAAAUGCUUUUUUAAGUGCAGGCAUGGAUCAAAGCCUACGUCUGUAUAACAUGCUGCAGGUAACUUUUUGUUCAUUUUUGUAUAAGGAAAUGAUGAAACUCAACAUAUGAAUGACUGCAGUCAUAGAUAUAGGUUAUUCACUAACCUGAAAAGUUAGAAUUACGUUUCUGACUCCAUUUACCUGCUGUCCACGAAAAGAUAAGAUUAUGAACUAAACAAACAAUCUUUCAGUGUAAAGUGCUAAUCUGUAUGUAGAGACAAUGUCCUUGGAGACAAUUUGGUUCAAAACCAUUGAAAUGAUUGUAAGAAGUUAAAUUAAAUAACACUGCACUAUUUUCAGUCAAUAUGACACGAGAUGUUCUUAUGGCCAGCAAAAAUACAUUUACUAAUUAUUUGCAGAUGCAGCCAGUUUUAACAAUAGAACCUGGAGAUGGGUAUUUGUUCUCAGCCAAGUGGUCACCAGCUCGCCCCACUGUUAUAGCUGCUGUGUCAGAGAGAGGAAACCUUUUGCUCUAUGAUCUUCGCAGUGGCCAGAUGGUGCCGGUACAUAAACUAGAGGCCAGUCCCAACAAAGUGCCUGUCUACAGUUUACAGUUCAACCCACAAGAGUGAGUAGUCUUUGAAAGAUGUCUUUAAAUAACUGUAUAAUUUACUGAUAAUGUCAAGCAGGAAAUAUUGUAAAUUAAUUCAUAUAGUAAUAAUAAUAAUAGUAAAUUUUGAGAAAUCCUCAUAAAUUCAUGAAGUUACCUAGCUUUUGUUUAAUUUGUUUUAGACACUGAUCAAAACUGAGAGGACAGAUGUACAUUACCAUUCGAAUAUUUCAACUGAAUUAGCAAUGUUAAAGUAAAGUAAGAUACAUUUUGAUUCAGUUGAUUUUGUGUCACUAUACUUGAUGACUUUACUUUUAGUGUCUGUGAUUUCUUUUUUCCUCUUUGAAUAGAAAACGUAUUCUGGCAACAGGUGAUGGACAGGGAUACAUACGGGUGUUCAGACUUGGGGAGACUCUUACAUCAGUGUCAGGCCAUGAGAACGAGGUGUUGAAUGAUGUCAUGAGUACAGGCACAGAGUAAAUAAUAAAACCCACAUCUCUUGUUAAAGCUGUGAUAUAAAUAAUUUGCAAAUGUCAAACAAUUCUGUCAUUUGGGAGUUUACCUACUCCUGUGUUAUGUGACUUGUUGUAGGAGAUAUCUUUUUGUAUUGACUCUUCAGAAACAUUGAAAUUAAGUUGGAUUAACUGAGCGAUGCCAUAUGGGUACAAAAUACCUGUAGAAUUUAUUUAGAGGUUUCUGUGUCAGUUUUUUUUUUGGUAUUUCAAGCUAUUCAUCUUACAGAAUUGCCAUUCAUUUUAGAUUUUUUCUUUGCUGGCAGGAUUUCUAAGUUACACCUAAUUUAAAAAAAAAAAGAAAAACAAAAGAUGAUCAGAAUUUUAAUUUGUUUUCAUAUCUUUGAAGUUUAAGGUGUUUGAAAUGCUCUUUUUUUUCUCCUUGGUCAUAUUUUAUUUUAAAUAGAUUUAUAAUUAUAUCCUAAAAAUUAACUCACCGUUAGUUUUAAUAUCUGUCAUUUCCUUCAGAGGAGCUAAAAUAUUUUUCCCCCUGAAACUCAGUUUCCUCUAGGAUGCUCUGAGUCUGAGUUCCAUCAAGUUUGAUGAAACAGCUUCAUAUUUCAUGGACAUUAAACUGAAUUUGUUUAUCAUAUACUUUUGAAAUAUUUUGAUUUACCGGGUACGGAUAAUUUCAUUUUGUGUUUUUCAUAUUUAUUUUUCAAAUUAACAGUAUUGGUAUCGGGUAAUUUAAUGCGUUUUAACUUCCCAGCAUCACCUUGACACAAUUACUUAUUUCUUAAACUGUUCACUAUAGCUUCAGCUUAAUUAAAUAAUUAAUCAGCUCCAACAUGAUUUAUUCAUUUUUACCAUUUUAUUGUGACCUUAAAUAAACUAACACAAAAGUCUAUCAAGUAAAGUUGACAAAAUAUGAAUAUUAAACAUUUGGUUUUAAAAAAUCCUUAAAGUGCAUGACAUGAAAUGAAUGAUUUAUCAUUUGUGCAGCUCCUUAAUCGCGACACUUAAUUUUUAUAUUACUAAAAAAUGGUUUAAUUACAUUAAUGAGAGACUUCUUUUUACAAUUAAUCAUGCUAUUCAGCAUUGAAAAAGUUCCCUUUUAUUACUAUGAACUAAUUUACACUAGUUACAAUAAUAAAAAAU
Messenger RNA from Lymnaea stagnalis (great pond snail), 10836 nucleotides. Lineage: Eukaryota; Metazoa; Mollusca; Gastropoda; Lymnaeidae. The record is from the annotation of a GenBank genome assembly.